AUGCCUCUGCCUGAGGCCUCGUUCUCGGUAUCGGUAGCACCAUCGGUGGUGUCUUCGCGUAGCUCACAACAGGCAACCCGUUCGCCGCCGGUGUCGUCCGUCGAAAGUAGCCCCUCUCCCACGUCGUCGGUGUACUUAAAUCGUCAAUUCGCAGAAAUUGAACCACUUCCUUCCUGCUCUAACGAUAAUGCAACUGUGUUCGCUCCAACAAACAAACAACAAAAGAUUGUGUUUCUAUCAACAGCACUGGUGCGCAUAGUGGACGUUAAUGGUAUUGGUCACUAUGCCAGAGCUUUGCUCGAUAGCGCAUCACAAUCCCACUUUAUAUCAGAUUCAUUGUGUCAGAAACUUGGUUUGAAACGCACUCGUAUCAAUAUACCAGUGAGCGGCAUAGGUCAAGCAAUAGUCAGUGUAAAAUAUCGUGUAGAAAUCUCGUUGCAAUCACGGUUUGGUAAAUUCCUACACAAUCUAGACUGUCUAGUUCUUCCCAAGCUAACAGUUAGCCUUCCAAGUGCUCAUGUUGACAUCUCACACUGGCAAAUUCCACGUAAGUUGCCCUUAGCAGAUCCAAAGUUCAAUGUGAGCCACGGAGUCGAUUUGAUAAUUGGGGCUGAACUAUUUUUCUCACUGAUCGAAUCGCAUCAAUUAGUUUUAGCUGACAAAUAUCCUAUUUUACAGAAAACAAUGCUGGGUUACGUGGUAUGUGGAAAACACUCAGCAAACGAAUCUGCAACGGUGGCAUGUCAUGUUGUCACUUAUCAGAAUUUGAACAUUCAACUAGAAAAAAUGUGGGAGGUUGAAAAUCUCGAUAUUGGAAAGGCUCUUACGCAAGAGGAACAGGAGGUCGAAAAUCACUUUCAGCAAACCGUGUCUCGUGAUACUGACGGUCGUUACGUGCUUCGUCUCCCACUCCGGGAGUCUUUGAUUCCAUUGUUGGCGAGCUCUUAUGAGCAGGCAAAGCGGCGUUUUCUGCUCAUGGAAAAGCGGUUUUCCCGAGAUAACACUCUUCGCGAUGAAUACGUGAAGUUUAUGGAUGAUUACGAGAGCAUGGGGCAUAUGGAAGUUGGUUCAAGCGUCGCGGGUUCGCAGUAUUUCCUCCCACAUCAUGCUGUUUAUCGGUUGGAAAGCAGUACGACAAAAACUCGUGUCGUUUUUGAUGUUAGCAGUAAGGGAUCAGGUACACUCACUCUCAAUGAUGUACUGCGCAUUGGUCCCACAGUGCAACCAACACUAUUAGCUACCGAUCGAUCGUAUCAGCAGAUUGUCUGGCGACGAGAUUCAUCCAUGCCAUUGCAGAUUUAUCAGCUGAAAACGGUGACUUACGGACUUGCAAGCUCUCCGUAUCAAGCUGCCCGGGUGCUCAACAAACUGGCCGAAGACGAAGGGCACAAAUUCCCUCUAGCAUCGAAAGUUGUAACCAAUCGUUUUUAUGUAGACGAUUGUUUGGCUGGAAGCGAUAGCCUCGAAGAAGCCACUGAAAUUUGUCGUCAAUUACGAGAGCUUCUCGGGGUUGGAGGAUUUACAUUACGCAAAUGGAGCACAAAUUGCCAAACUGUGUUGCAACACAUACCAAGUGAGCUGUGGGAGAGCGACUCUCUAAUGGAGAUAGGACGGUCGACGGUAACUGCUUUAGGGCUUCUAUGGAACCCACGAAAUGACAGCUUUAGCUUCAAGAUUCCCACGUUACCCGGAUUAUCGACGGUUACCAAACGCAUCGUGGUUUCCGAAACUUCUCAACUGUUUGACCCAUUAGGACUUCUUGGGGCAGUCGUGGUCAACGCUAGAAUGUUUGUUCAAUGUCUUUGGGCCAAGCAUGUUUCAUGGGACGAGGAGGUUUAUAGUGAGGAAAGUGCCUGGUGGAAGGACUUUCGCAGUGAAUUUACUUUGCUCCAGUAG
This is a messenger RNA of Wyeomyia smithii (pitcher-plant mosquito), 1896 nucleotides long. RefSeq lists its product as uncharacterized. Bases 1 to 1896 code for a protein of 631 amino acids. NCBI's taxonomy places the organism in Eukaryota, Metazoa, Arthropoda, Insecta, Diptera, Culicidae. The record is from RefSeq and is a predicted model, not a curated record. The transcript is spliced from 2 exons.